UUACCAACUCCUCUCUCUCUCUCUCUCUCUCUCUCUCUCAAUUUUUUCAUGGCUUCUCUAGCUAGCAGCAGCUAUAGCUUCAUAAAAGUUUAAUGUUUGACGUGGAAAUUCAAUCAGGAAACCAAUUCUUUUACGUUUAAACGCAACCUUCCUCUAUAUAAACGCCUUCAUCCUCAACAAAAUAUAUAUCAAUCCACACAAAAAACAAACCCCAAUAUGGCUUACAAAUACCACACACACCCAUUCCUCAUCUGCUCCUUCUUCUUCUUCCUUGUUUGCAUACCCUUUUACGCCGUGGAAUCUCGGGCACCUUUCGCCUGUGACCCCAGUAAUGGCUUAACUAGAACCCUCAAAUUCUGUCGCGUUAAUGUGCCAAUACAUGUGAGAGUGAGAGACUUGAUAGGGAGAUUAACAUUACAGGAGAAAAUCAGAUUGCUAGUCAACAAUGCAGCUGCUGUACCUAGGCUUGGCAUUCAAGGAUAUGAGUGGUGGUCUGAGGCUCUUCAUGGCGUCUCUAAUGUUGGCCCAGGUGUCAAGUUUGGUGGGGCCUUCCCUGGGGCCACUAGCUUCCCUCAAGUCAUCACCACCGCUGCUUCCUUCAACGAGUCUCUUUGGGAGCAAAUCGGACGGGUAGUAUCUGAUGAAGCGAGGGCAAUGUAUAAUGGAGGACUGGCCGGAUUGACAUAUUGGAGUCCUAACGUAAACAUAUUUCGUGAUCCACGGUGGGGAAGAGGGCAAGAGACUCCCGGUGAAGAUCCUGUUUUAGCCGGAAAAUAUGCUGCUAGCUAUGUCAGGGGACUUCAGAGCAUGACAGGUAUCAAACUAAAGGUUGCCGCAUGUUGCAAGCAUUACACAGCGUAUGAUCUUGAUAAUUGGAAUGGCGUGGAUCGAUACCAUUUCAAUGCUGUGGUAAGCAAGCAAGACUUGGAGGACACAUAUGAUGUGCCGUUCAAGGCUUGUGUGGUAGAAGGAAAGGCUGCCAGUGUGAUGUGCUCUUACAAUCAAGUCAAUGGAAAACCCACUUGUGCUGAUCCUGAUCUCCUCAAGAACACCAUCAGGGGUGAAUGGCGACUCAAUGGAUACAUUGUCUCAGACUGCGACUCCGUUGGGGUUUUAUACGAUAACCAGCACUACACUUCAACACCCGAAGAAGCAGCUGCAGCCACCAUUAAAGCAGGUCUUGAUUUAGAUUGUGGUCCAUUCUUGGCCAUCCACACGCAGAAUGCAAUAAACAAACGGCUGCUACGCGAGGAAGACGUAAAUCUGGCCUUAGCCAACACCAUCACUGUCCAGAUGAGACUGGGCAUGUUCGAUGGAGAACCAUCGGCCCAUCCUUAUGGAAACUUGGGCCCAAGGGAUGUUUGCACUCCGCCCCAUCAGCAAUUGGCUCUAGAAGCAGCCCGUCAAGGCAUAGUCCUGCUACAGAAUCGUGGAGGAACCCUCCCAUUGUCCCCAACACGUCACCGUAAUAUAGCUGUCAUUGGGCCCAAUUCUGAUGUUACCGUUACCAUGAUAGGAAAUUAUGCAGGUAUUGCAUGUAGUUACACGACUCCAUUGCAAGGGAUCGGCAGAUACGCUAGGACCAUUCACCAACCUGGGUGUAGCGAUGUGGCAUGCAAUGGGAACCAAAAUUUUGGUUUAGCUGAGGUAGCAGCCCGCCAUGCUGAUGCUACUGUCCUGGUAAUGGGUCUUGAUCAAUCCAUAGAAGCAGAAUUCAGAGAUAGGGUAGGGCUCCUCUUGCCUGGAUAUCAACAAGAACUCGUAUCCAGAGUGGCUAGAGCCUCCAGGGGUCCAAUUGUAUUGGUGUUGAUGAGUGGUGGCCCUAUUGAUGUCUCAUUUGCUAAGAAUGAUCCACGAAUUGGUGCCAUUUUGUGGGUUGGAUAUCCUGGACAAGCCGGAGGUACCGCCAUUGCUGAUGUUUUGUUUGGUACAACCAAUCCAGGAGGGAAGCUGCCAAUGACAUGGUAUCCACAAAGCUACCUUGCCCAGGUGCCAAUGACAAAUAUGGGAAUGAGACCAGACCCAUCAAAAGGGUAUCCUGGUAGAACCUAUAGAUUCUACAAGGGCCCUGUUGUUUUCCCUUUUGGCCAUGGAUUGAGCUACACCUCCUUUUCUCACUCUCUAUCACAAGCUCCAAAACAGCUGUCACUACCAAUUACUAGUCUCAAAGCCUUGAAAAACACUACCAUUUCAAGCAAAGCAAUAAGGGUCUCACACACUAACUGUGAUUCUCUCUUUCUAGGACUUGACAUUGAUGUAAAGAACACUGGAACCAUGGAUGGAACUCACACCCUAAUGGUGUUCUCUAGCCCACCAGCAGGAAAAUGGUCCUCUAACAAGCAAUUAAUUGGUUUUGAAAAGGUUCAUUUAGUAGCCGGUUCUCAGAAACAAGUCAGGAUUAACAUUCACGCGUGCAAGCACCUGAGCGUGGUAGACCAAUUUGGAAUUCGAAGAAUUCCCGUUGGUGAACAUGAUCUUCACAUUGGAGAUCUCAAGCAUUCUAUUUCUCUCCAAGCAAAUUUGGAGGAGAUCAAAGUUUAGAUUAUUAGUAAGGACAUGAAAUUAAUCAACAACUGUAAGAUAAACAUACAAGGCAAAAGAUCAACUACUGUUUAAGAGUUUCAGCAUCUUGUGAUACAAUAGGUAUUGAGUCCCAAUUGAUCCAUUCACUUUGUGGAAAAACAGAAUCAAGUGAAAGAGAAAUUGGUCAAUGCAAGGCAAUAAAGUACCAGCUCAAUUUCUGCUGGUUGGCAUUCAUGUUACUAUUUGUGCAACUGUAUCUGUAUUUGGUGCCUGUAAACUGUACCUCGAAAUUAUGAGGUGCUAUUUGACAGGGAAUAUAGUUUGAGUUAUUUCAA
Molecule: messenger RNA, 2858 nt
Organism: Manihot esculenta (cassava)
Lineage: Eukaryota; Viridiplantae; Streptophyta; Magnoliopsida; Malpighiales; Euphorbiaceae
Product: putative beta-D-xylosidase
Exons: 6
Coding region: 217-2541 (774 amino acids)
Biological process (GO): arabinan catabolic process; xylan catabolic process
Cellular component (GO): plant-type cell wall
Molecular function (GO): xylan 1,4-beta-xylosidase activity; alpha-L-arabinofuranosidase activity
Source: RefSeq, a predicted model, not a curated record